ACAUUAGGCCUUACACUCAUGUGCGUGAUACAUUUUGAAUAAAAUUAUAGAUUCUAAUUCGAGUUCUAAUGAAUUGAAUACCUUUGAAAUUCAAAAAUACCUAAAAAUUCGAAACAUUAUAUUAUCGUGAAUUGUGUCGAAAACUUUGUUCAUAUUCGAAAAAAUAAAUUAAGCAAACAACAAUAUCAACAUCUUCCUUUAUUCAAGUUUUCUAUGUAUACUGAUUCGCUUAGUAGAGAUUGUAUUUCAUUUUAAUUCUGAUGGGCAUAACAGUACCACUAUGAAAAAUCUGUUCAUAAAAUUUCUGCUGACUAUUAAUGUUUUUGACUUCUGUUUGGGCUAUUCAUUUCCCCGUGUGCAAAUUCGCGAUGGAGUCCUCCACGGUUCCAUACACAAAACAAGAAAUGGAAAAAAUAUAUCAAGUUUUUUAUCAAUUCCUUAUGCUCAGCCUCCAGUAGGAAAUUUGAGAUUUAGAAAUCCCAUUCCUUGCUUAGCGUGGACUGGUGUACGAAUUGCAGAUACGGAUGCUAAUCAAUGUCCUCAACACGAUGGUAUAAGUGUCGUUGGGAAUGAGGAUUGUCUCUAUUUGAACGUUUAUAUACCAAAACAAAAUUUAGGUUCCACAAAGGAUCUGUUACCAGUGAUGGUGUGGAUUCAUGGUGGAGCUUUCAUUUCCGGUAACAGUAGUUCUACUGGAUAUGGUCCAGAUUAUCUUUUAGACAAAGAUAUAAUUUUCGUCUCUUUAAACUACCGAUUAGGGGUUCUUGGGUUUCUUAGUACUGGAGAUUUGGAAGCUCCGGGAAAUUUUGGAUUAAAGGAUCAAGUUUUGGCACUAAAAUGGGUUCAGAAAAAUAUUCGCGCUUUUGGUGGGAAUCCAAAAAGAGUGACACUUUUUGGUCAAAGUGCAGGCGCCGUCAGCGUUGGCCUUCAUUUACUUUCAGAAACUAAUAAUGGUCUUUUUCACCAGUACAUAAUUCAAAGUGGAAGUGUACUGGUACCUUGGGGCUAUCAGGAUUGUAGCCAGUAUAAAUCACACGUAAAAGAUCUUGCAUUUAUUCACUUCUGUCCAACUUCAAAUUCCACAUCGAUCAUUAAUUGUCUGAGAAGUAAAAGCAUUGAUGAAUUACUUGACUACAGAUCCAUAAUUGUUGACAACACUAAAAGAUUUGGUCAGUUGAUCUGGACACCUACAAACGAGCCUGAAUCGGAAGAUGCAUUUUUAACAGACUCUCCUGAAAAUUUAAUUGCAAAUAAUACAAUGAAAGAUCUACCAUUCAUCACUGGCAGUGUUGGAAAUGAGGCUGAAAUUUUGACAGAAGCUUUGAACUCAACGCAAUUGUUGUACAACUUUUUGGAAGCUAAUGUAAGGAAUCUUAUAGAUUAUUUUAUGGGAUAUUAUUUAAAGCCACAUGAUGUAACACAACUGAGGGAAGAAAUUAUAAGUUAUUAUUUUCAAGAAUCAGAUAUUAAUCAUAUUCGCAACGAAAAGGUAUUUAUAACGACUUAG
This is a messenger RNA of Belonocnema kinseyi, 1507 nucleotides long. RefSeq names its product esterase FE4-like. The transcript is spliced from 6 exons. The record is from RefSeq and is a predicted model, not a curated record. Gene Ontology annotation, molecular function: hydrolase activity. Lineage: Eukaryota; Metazoa; Arthropoda; Insecta; Hymenoptera; Cynipidae. The coding region runs from base 281 to 1507 and encodes 408 amino acids.